Molecule: messenger RNA, 2460 nt
Organism: Penicillium salamii
Lineage: Eukaryota; Fungi; Ascomycota; Eurotiomycetes; Eurotiales; Aspergillaceae
Source: the annotation of a GenBank genome assembly
AUGGCUGUCCAGUCAACACUUCGAGAGGAUCCCCUCUUGACCCUCUAUCGCCAUUAUUCCGAUCUCGUACGCUCCAAAUUACGCCAUUCCUCCAAGACAACUCGCUUGGUAGCAACGGUAGCGCUCCUGUUCUCUAUCAUCACCUCGGGAUAUGGAGGCUACAGGUGGUUCCGGGGGAGAGUGAAGGAGCGAGCCCAGGGCCGCCGGCUGUUGCGGCGCAAUUCCGGGAUCCGGGGUAAAGACGGAUCCCGGACCAUCUAUGUACCAUACAAGGACUCCUUAACCUCAAAGGUCCGCAUCCAUCCAACCAAGCCGACGACCUUUGAUGCCCAUCGUCGCCUAUUCCUAAAUCCACCAGCCUCGGCUCGCAGCAAGAAUGACGGAUCGACGAACCAAAUCCCUCCACCCGCCACCAAGCCCGGCCUCAAUCUGGCGUUCUUACAUCAGUUCCUGAGUCUGGGCAGUAUAAUGGUCCCACGAUGGGGCAGCAAGGAGACGGGAUUGUUGAUGAGCCAUGGCCUCUUCCUCUUAUUGCGAACAUAUCUCUCCCUGCUGAUAGCACGCCUUGACGGUGAAAUUGUGAGGGAUUUGGUGGCAGGUAAAGGAAAAGCUUUCCUAUGGGGCAUCUUGAAGUGGUGUGGAAUUGGAACUCUUGCUUCAUACACGAAUGCGAUGAUCAAAUUCCUCCAGUCGAAGGUGUCCAUCGCCUUCCGAACCCGACUGACGAGGUACAUCCACGACUUGUAUCUCACUGACAAUAACAAUUAUUACAAAUUGAUGAACUUGGAUGGUGGAAUUGGUCAAGGUCCCGACCAGUUCAUCACACAAGACCUCACACUUUUCUGUACGGCUGCCGCAUCACUAUACUCCUCCAUGGGAAAGCCGUUGGUGGAUCUGUUUGUCUUUAACUAUCAGCUUUAUCGCUCUCUUGGUCCCCUCGCUUUGAGUGGCAUCCUAGCAGGAUAUUUCAGCACCGCCGUUGUACUGCGCAAACUAUCACCACCAUUUGGAAAGCUCAAGGCAGUCGAGGGCAAGAAAGAGGGAGACUUCCGUGGUCUACACUCUCGACUCCUCGCCAACGCCGAGGAGAUUUCUUUCUAUGGCGGAGCCGAAACCGAGCGAAUAUUCCUGGUCAGGAGCUUCAAGGAUCUACAGCGAUGGAUGGAAGGCAUCUAUAGCCUCAAGAUUCGCUAUAACAUGCUCGAAGAUAUGAUCUUGAAGUACUCCUGGUCCGCAUUUGGCUACCUCGUCACUUCACUGCCUAUCUUCCUCCCAGCUUGGGGUGGAUCUGGUGGUAAAAUGGAGCUGGCAGACGCCCCCGAAGGGAUGGGCCGUGAGCGUGGCCGCAUGAAGGAGUUCAUCACGAACAAACGUCUCAUGCUUUCCUUGGCCGAUGCCGGAGGUCGCAUGAUGUACAGUAUUAAGGACAUCUCAGAACUUGCUGGUUACACCUCUCGCGUCUACGGACUCAUUGCCACUUUGCACCGUGUCCACGCAGAUGCCUACUACGUCCCGCCAGGUGCUCAUCCCGAGUUCUACUCCCUCGCUGACUCUCAGGGUACCACCCACAACGGCUUCGAUGGAGUCCGCCUGGAGCAGGUUCCCAUCGUUGCGCCAUCUCUCUACCCAAUGGGAGGUGACGAGCUCAUCGAGUCUCUAUCAUUCAUCGUCCACUCAGGCGACCACCUUCUCAUCUCUGGGCCUAACGGUGUAGGCAAAUCUGCAAUUCCACGCAUCGUGGCUGGACUCUGGCCCGUCUACCGCGGACUUGUCAGCCGCCCUCGAGGAUUUGGCCUCGACGGCAUCAUGUUCCUUCCGCAGCGGCCAUACCUCAGCGUCGGCACCCUGCGCGACCAAGUUAUCUACCCGCAUACUGAAAUCGACAUGCGUGAAGCCGGCGAGUCUGACGCAGCACUGCAGAAGAUUCUCGAUGAUGCCCAUCUGGGCUACCUGCCAGAGCGUGAGGGUGGCUGGGACGCCCGCAAGGAGUGGAAAGACGUUCUCAGCGGCGGCGAAAAACAGCGCAUGGGCAUGGCUCGGCUCUUCUACCACGAGCCGCGAUAUGCGUUCAUGGACGAGGGCACUUCGGCCGUUUCAUCGGACGUUGAGGGCUUGCUGUAUGAUAAUGCCAAGGAGCGUGGGAUCACACUCAUCACCAUCUCGACGCGGGCGUCUUUGAAGAAGUAUCAUACUUUCAAUCUAACUCUCGGCCUUGGCGCUGAAGGCGAGGUCUGGGAGUUUGAGAGAAUUGGCACAGAGAAGGAGAAGCUUGGCGUUGAGCGCGAGCUGCAGGAGCUACGAAAGCGGCUAGAUAAUGUUGAUGAGUGGAAGAAGCGCCGUGAAGAAAUUGAUGCUGAGCUUCAGAAGGUUUGGGCGAACGGCGCUGAAGUUGCGCCGCCACCUUACCAGGUGGAGGAGUGUUCUGGCUCCGAGGAACUUGUUGAACGAAGCACAGAAUGA